CCGCCAUUUCGAGUCAUGUGACCUGAGCGGGGACCGUAGCUGUAAUAUCUGACAUAGCGGCGCAGUGUCCCUGGGAUUCACCGUAAUGUCUAGUAUAGAGACGUCACUCUCUCCCUGUGCUUCCGCUUUUAAUUUUGACGGGAGAAGAACCGAACGGGUCUAGACGGCCGUGUGAACGCAGCCUUACAUUUAACUGUGGCAGCAGAGUCUGUGACACUCCAUUCUCUGAGGAUGAGUAAUGAGACGUGAAUGCUCCCGCCCAGCUCUGUGCUCGCUCUGUACUAAGAACUCCUGACAACUUGUGUACGAGGAGGGAGCUCCCAGACUGCACACCCGGCUCAGACAUGACCGCCAGAUCCCAGGGACAUCCUGUUUUCCAGAGCCAGAGCUCCAGCACACAGCACCUGAGAGAUCGCCAGCGCUUCUUUGAGGAUGUCCUGGCACAUGACGUAGACAUGUAUUACCCCCAAAUUCACCUGUUGAACGAUCGAUGGAGACCUCCGCUGGACAGUGUGUCAUCGAUGGAAGUGAAUAUUGACUCGAUGGAACUGUCUGAACCGCUGGACAUUAGUGAGCUGGAAUCCAGUGAUACUUUUCAGCAGUCAGAAGACCCCUUGAGUCCAUUAGUUUCUCCUGGCAACUUCCAAGGAAUUGACUAUUUUAGGCUACGCCUUCCCUUUUCUCCUAGUCCUGGCCAGCAGCACCCAGCACAUGACAGCGGUGACACUAUUGAAAGACAAGAGGAAGCUGCAGAUGAGCAAUCCAAAGAACACAUCCUCAGUCUGGAUCAUGAACAGAGCGACCACAAGACGCCAUUGUCUGAACCACAAUAACCUGCUGCCUCUCCUCUAAAGACUAUGGUACUUGCCAGUUCCCACCAUGGCUUUUCUUCUGGGUUAGAAAUGUAUUAUAUUAGAUUAUAAAUAAGGUAAACGCUGUGAGUUUCCAGUGAGAUUAUGACAGAUGUAUGGAAGCUGCGGCUGGGCAUUAGCUCUGCACAAUGCUGUAUUCUUAGGCCGGGUUUACACGACGGAAACAUCAGCAACGUAUUUUAUUUCACAUGCUGAUUUUUGUCUAUAAUCAAUUGUUUUUUUGCAGAUGAAAAUCAGCACAUUAAAGGGAACCUGUUAUCAGAUUUUACCAUAUAUAAUGUGUGGCAACGCGUUAUAUAAGGUAAAAUUAUCUUCCUCACUAUCCUCGGGAGAUGUUCCUGCCAGCAGGGAUGGGGUGGGGAUAUGAAGUUAGAAAGUCUCCCUCUCCGACCCUGUAAGUAGUCCCCUGGGGGGGGAGCUAUACUUACCUAGUCCCGUGUAACCACGCCCCCUCAGCAUGAAUGACAGCCAUGGUCACAGCUCUGCAGACGGAGCAGAGCGUUGAGGCGGGCCGUGCCUGGGCUGUCAAUUACGCUGAGGGGGCAUGAUCACAGAUGGAGCAGAGGGGCUAGGUGUGUAUAACUCCCCAC
This is a messenger RNA of Hyla sarda, 1462 nucleotides long. Its product is annotated as dysbindin domain-containing protein 2-like. The record is from RefSeq and is a predicted model, not a curated record. Bases 345 to 833 code for a protein of 162 amino acids. Gene Ontology annotation, cellular component: cytoplasm. The transcript is spliced from 6 exons. Gene Ontology annotation, biological process: negative regulation of protein kinase activity. Lineage: Eukaryota; Metazoa; Chordata; Amphibia; Anura; Hylidae.